This is a messenger RNA of Myotis daubentonii (Daubenton's bat), 1127 nucleotides long. RefSeq names its product gap junction alpha-3 protein-like. The transcript has a single exon. The record is from RefSeq and is a predicted model, not a curated record. NCBI's taxonomy places the organism in Eukaryota, Metazoa, Chordata, Mammalia, Chiroptera, Vespertilionidae. Bases 6 to 815 code for a protein of 269 amino acids.
AAGAAAUGGGAGACUGGAGCUUCCUGGGGAGACUGUUGGAGAAUGCACAGGAGCACUCCACGGUCAUUGGCAAGGUCUGGCUGACAGUGCUGUUCAUCUUCCGAAUCCUGGUGCUAGGAGCUGCUGUGGAAGAGGUGUGGGGAGAUGAGCAGUCAGACUUCACCUGCAACACCCAGCAGCCGGGUUGUGAGAACGUGUGCUACGAUAAAGCCUUCCCCAUCUCCCACACCCGCUUCUGGGUGCUACAGAUCAUCUUCGUGUCCACACCCACCCUCAUCUACCUGGGGCAUGUGCUGCACAUCAUGCGUAUGGAAGAGAAGAAGAAAGGGAGGGAGGAAGAGAAGCUGAAGGGAGGCAGCCUACACCUCAGACCCGAUGGGCAGUGUGGGCCUAGGAACCACAGCCAGAAGGACAAAUUCAUUCUGCGGGACGACCAGGGCAAGGUCCGAAUUGCUGGGGCCCUGCUCCGGACCUACAUAUUCAAUAUCAUCUUUAAGACACUGUUUGAAGUAGGCUUUAUCGCUGGGCAGUACUUUCUGUAUGGCUUUGAGCUAAAGCCGCUCUACCACUGUGACCGGUGGCCCUGCCCCAACAUGGUGGACUGCUUCAUCUCCAGGCCCACAGAGAAGACCGUCUUCAUCAUCUUCAUGCUGGUCGUGGCCUGCCUGUCCCUCUUACUCAACGUGCUAGAGAUAUACCACCUGGGCUGGAAGAAGCUUAAACAGGGCAUGACCAACCACUAUGGCCCAGACACCGCUGAAUCCAGGGUGGGGGCAGCAAUAUCUGGGGAUGUGAUCCCACUCCCCUCCCACUAGGCCACAGACACUGGUACUUGGGGUGCCCUUCUACUACACGCUCUCUGUCUCUUCCCUGGGAUGGGCAACAAUCAUCAUUAUUCCAGGGCCCCUCCACCAGCAACAGACUUCAACAUGGCAGCGCUUUCCCAAACACAGGGGAAGGGCCACCCUGACAAAUUCUACAAUAGUAACCACCACCUGAUCAUGACAGAGCAGAAUGGGGCCAACCAGGAGCCUGGGCAGCAGAUUCUGUGAGGAAGGUCUCCCCACCUGUGUCUGCAUCUUCCUCCUUUACCCCUCCAGGCAGCCCCUGCCAACCCCUCAGGAGGG